UCGCGACACUGCCCGCAACCCCAGCCCCGGAUCGGCAGUAACAAGUCACUCACCCCGAAGCCAGGUUACGUAGAGCUGCCCCCAGGGCCGCUGAGUUUCGAUUCCCCAAUGUCUGGAAAAGGACCGAAAACAAACAGGGUCGCCAGGGGUCACCACGGGCUUCCGGUUUCCUCGAAGACACCACCGCUUCCCCAGCGAAGGCAGCUGCUCCAAAAGCGCAGCAAAGACAUUUCCAUUUCUUUUGCCUCGGCUGUGCCAGGCCCGACGCGGCCCUGUCCUGGACACGGGCCCAGGAGAUUCUGGAAAGACGGGCAGCCGAGGCAGGAGGGGCCGAGCCGUCGCAGGAGAAGGCCGGUUACCCAGCAACGCGCGCAUGCGCGCGACACCCGGCCCAAGCGGCGCCUGCUUCGUCAGGGCUCAAGCAGACUGCCAGCAGCGCGCGCGCCGUGUAGAAGUGCAGACGAACCGCUGUCGAAGGGGAUGAAGGGAGGAUGUGAAGAACACGGCCGGAAAAGGACUUCCGCUGUCCGCGGGGUCAGUGCCAGAACCGCGGGAGGAAACCGGAAGUUAGGCCGAAGGGAGCUGGGGAGCAUGGGCGCGGCGUACUACAUGUCCCGUGAGCCUCUACGGCGGGACGGGGCGGGGUUGGCGACGAAGUAACAUGGUGAAGGCGGAGCCAGAGCUGGAUUAAAUGCAUUUAUGGGAAAAGAAAAAUUGGAUGGUGAAAUAAUUGUAGACUAUUGUAACGCUACAAUGGAUUCCUCAGUGGAAAACAACAUGUACGUAAACAAAGUGUGGGUUCAAUGUGAGAAUGAAAGUUGUUUGAAAUGGAGAUUGCUGUCAAGUGAGGAUGCAGCUAAAGUUGAUCACAAUGAACCAUGGUACUGCUUCAUGAACACUGAUCUGAAAUAUAACAGAUGUGCUAUUUCUGAAGAAGACUUUCCUGAAGAGUCUCAGCUUCAUCAGAGUGGAUUUAAGAUUGUCUAUUCACAGCUCCCUCUUGGAAGCCUGGUUUUGGUAAAAUUACAAAAUUGGCCAAGUUGGCCAGGAAUACUGUGCCCUGAUCCUUUUAAAGGGAAAUAUGUGACCUAUGACCUGGAUGGAAAUGUUGAAGAGUAUCACAUAGAAUUCCUGGGUGAUCCCCAUUCAAGAUCAUGGAUAAAUGCAACAUUUGUUGGACAUUAUAGUAUCACAUUAAAGCCAGGAAAAUGUAAAACUAAGAAGAAGUGGUAUAAAAGUGCACUACAAGAAGCAUACCUACUCUAUGGAUAUUCUCAUGAACAAAGACUGGAAAUGUGCUGCCUGUCAAAACAGGAUAAACCCAAAGCAGAUGCCAAAGUUGCUGUGGUGGCCAAGAAAAGGAUGCAAGUUUCCAAAAGCAAUAUGGAAAAGAAAAAUCCCAAAUUUAGAAAAAGGAAAAGGAAAGCUAUUUUAAAAUGCUCUUUUGAAAAUGUUUGUUCAGAUGAUGCCUUAUCAAAGGAAAACAUGGUUGUCUCUGAGACAGAAGUUUUACUAAAAGACCUGGAGCAAAUGCUACAGCAAGCACUAGAGCCCACAGCAACACCAGAUGAAUCUGAAGAAGAAUGUGAAGAAGAAACAAAUACAGGGGAAAAGGUCUCUAGAUCAACAGGAGCCACUCCUGGACCUGAUGUAGAUCGAGAGGCCCUGGAUUUUGAGCCUGCUGCCAUGACUGGAUAAUGCAUUUUGGAGGAACCCAGCUCCCAUGAUGUGAGGAUUUUCAAGCAGUCCAAUAGAGAGCUCCAUGGCAUGAGAAAUUGAGACUGCCAGCCAAGAACCGGCACCAACUGGCCAGCCAUGAAAGUGAGCUAUUUUGAAAGUGGAUCCUCCAACCCUCAAGCCAAGAUUGCAACCUCGUGAGAAAUUCUGAGGCAGAACCACUCAGCUGAACUGCUCUUAGAUUCCUGAGCCACCGAACAGUGUGAGAUGAUAAAUUUUUAUUGUUUUAAGCACUAAUGUUUUGGGAUAAUUUGUUACAUGACAAUAAAUAACUAACACAAUGUGUGGUGGGCUUGUCUCACCAAAUAGAUCAUAAGCACCUUGAAAGGAAAAAACUGUAUCUUUCAUUUCUCACAAUGACUUGCAUAGUAUUGAGACAAAAUUAGGCCCAAUACAUGAAUGCUGAUGCUUCACAAUUAAGUUCAAGUCAAGUCAAUAAAUAUUUAUUUAAUACUCACCAGAUACUCUUCUAGGGGCUAAGGAAAACAGUAAACAAAAAGGAACAAAGUUAAGUUCUUGUGGGGAAGAUAGACAGUAAUAAAAAUAUAUAGAUAAUAGACCAGAUCAGUGGUGAUAAGAAGCUAAGAAGAAAAAUAAAACAAAGUUGGGGGAUGCUGUCUUAUAUACUUUAUGUAGGGUCUCUGUUAAGAAAGCUUUUGAACAGAGAGCUGUUUAUGUAUCUGGGAAAGAGCAUCCCAGGCAGAAGUAAUUGCAAGGUCAAAGGCCACGUGACUGGCAAGGCUUGGCACAUUCAAUAAGGCCAAUAUGGUUAAGGCUGAGUUCACUAUUUGUUUCUGAUUUCACUAUUUAGUUAAUUGAGUUUUUUAUAAGUGCAGCUUUACAUUUGUAUUUCUCUUGGUGGCUUGGACCCCUCUUCUUCCCUUUCCCUUUUUCCUGAAUUUGAAUAGGGCACUGUUUAGUGGUCUACUUUUAAAAGACCUGUUUGUGCAAAUGUAUCAUUAUGUAAACAUAAAAAUGGCUAAUGAGUCAACAGGUUAGUAUUUAUAGCUGGGGUGAAGAAUUAGGAAAUUUACUGAUUACAAUCUUCCUUUUAUUAUUUCUGCUACUUGAAGCUUUCCACUUCAUUAAAGCCAUUAGUACCCAUCAAUAAAUGAUAGAACUUUUGUAUUAACACAAAUAUGCAGGAAGGAGUCAGGCUCAGUCGUAUUUUUUAUGAGACAAAGGGUCUGAAAUCUAUAAAUAUUUAGUUGUCCCAAUGGAAUAACAAAUAAAAUUCUGUAUCCUAAAUAUUCUGUCAAUCCAUGCUGUGAGCUUUACCUCCUUUCCUGCUUUUGCUGAAACAAACACAUGACAUGAAAUCAGAGGUGUGGCAACCCGUGGUCUGAGCAGCACAGGCCUGCAGAUCUUUGGUGCACAGCAGUCUGCAUGACCUAGGC
Messenger RNA from Choloepus didactylus (southern two-toed sloth), 3134 nucleotides. RefSeq names its product zinc finger CW-type and PWWP domain containing 2 (gene ZCWPW2). NCBI's taxonomy places the organism in Eukaryota, Metazoa, Chordata, Mammalia, Pilosa, Megalonychidae. The transcript is spliced from 10 exons. Gene Ontology annotation, cellular component: nucleus. Gene Ontology annotation, molecular function: zinc ion binding. The record is from RefSeq and is a predicted model, not a curated record. The coding region runs from base 700 to 1698 and encodes 332 amino acids.